UCAGGUUUUCCUUUUAUCUCUCAAAAUGCCAACAGGAGGCAAAGGGCCCAGCUUCAUCGCGAAUUACGCGCUGAUUCUCCCUCCAUCAACUUGAUCCCCAAAUGUACUUGGGAACCAACUUCUGACUCCAGACAAACGACUGUUAGUUCCAGCUCUUACCUGCCAAUUACAAUACUGUACUUUGGAUAUCCGUGCCAGUCUCUGGAUCAGCCUGAUGAUAAGAUUACAGGACCUGUUUGUUCAGUUCAUUAGCAGAAAUUCGUUCCACCCAGACAGAGCAAGCAGCGGUUUGGGACUCGGGUAAAGGGAGGGAUAUGCCAGGGGCCUGCCGGGAUGGAUUGAUUUUUCUUAUUGGGAACUGGGAAAGGAAAGCACUAUUUCUCUUUCGGGAUCCCCAUUUCCCCUUCCAGUUCCUCUGUUUGGGGCAGACAAUAGAAGCCUCACAGGCCCCCCUCUCCCCGCGCGGGUCCCUGUCGCCCCCUCCUCCCCUCCCCUCGCCCACCGGCUUCCCCAACUCCGGCUCCAGGCAGAGAUUUGUCAGAACCGUUCGGUUGAGACUGAUUAUGAUUGCAGCAGAUGGGCUGGAUCUGACAGCCUGAUCCUAAGCAGCUUCUGAUGGGGGUGCCGCGGAGGGGCGGGGAGGGGGAGAAGGUGGGGGACGGGAAUCUGUGGGACGGAGCCGCCUGCUAGGAGCGCACCGCGCGGCCCCGCCAGGCGCGACGGGGCAGCUGUUUAACGCGCGCCUCCGGGAGGGAAGUGGCACGCGGACCCGAGGGGCCUCCCGGAAGGCCGGGGAAACGUCCAUUGCCGAGAGGGCACCCAGACACCGGGAGGCAGGCGCAGGAAGACCGGCGCAACACAACAAAGCGGAAGAGCGCACGGAGGGCGCUCGGCUGCCGGGCGCUGGUGGGCGGCGGGGCGCGCGUGGCCCCGGCUUCCUCCGCCAGACCCGGACAUGGCAAGUUGGUCAACUCCAAGCUCCGCGGCCAGCGCCUUGCUGCCCCCGAAGUGACAGCACUGCAGGGCCUGCCCACCCCGACCCCGACCCCGACCCGCUGCAAAAUGCUCCACCACCGGCCAGGGAGAAGUUGGCUGUGGCCCGACUGCAGAGAGAAGUUGCCCAAAGGAGAAGUGAGGGGGCCAUGCAUGAGAAGCUGAUACAUGAAUUGGAAGAGGAGAGACACUUACGUCUUCAGAGUGAGAAGCGCUUGCAGGAGGUGACACUGGAGUCUGAGAGGAACAGAAUUCAGAUGCGUGGCCUGCAGCAGCAGUUCUCCAGGAUGGAAGAAACAGUACGAAAUCUACUGCAGAGUCAAGGACCUCCAGAACAGAAAAAAGAAGAAACUGUUAAUAUAAUGGUCUAUCAGGAAAAACUGUCAGAGGAAGAGAGAAAACACAAGGAAGCUUUGGAAGACCGUCACAUGGUGGUAGAUGAGGAUUCAAGGAGUGAAGGCAGCAGUGCAGAUGAGGGGAAAGAAAAGACCAAAUUGCUGUUAGAAAGAUUGAAGGCUCUAGAGGCAGAGAAUUCAGCGUUGGCUUUGGAAAAUGAAAAUCAAAGGGAACAGUAUGAGAGGUGUCUUGAUGAGGUAGCCAACCAAGUUGUGCAAGCUCUGCUCACUCAAAAGGAUCUAAGGGAGGAAUGUGUAAAGUUGAAAACGAGAGUGUUUGAUUUGGAACAACAGAAUCGAACGCUAAGCAUCCUUUUCCAACAGCGAGUCAGACCAACUUCUGAUCUGCUCCUCCAGAAACUUCACUCACGCAUCUUAGAUCUUUCAACCGGGGAUUUGCUCUCAGAUGUGGAAAGAAGCCGGAGUCUGACGCACUCACGAACUGAUGUUGAAAUGCACGAAUGCCAGCUGAACACAAAAUCAGGAACCCCUGCUUUGAAACGCCCUGGCAUGGGGGUUGCCAUCCACGGUCAUCUCUGUACUCGAAGCAGCUGUAGCAGCAGCGAGCUGUCUCUCUCGAGCGCCUGCAGCGAAUACUCCAGCGGCUCCUCCUACACGUGGCAUGAUGGGAAGAACCUCAGGAAAAGGCAGUCAUCACAGAAUUGGGACAAAAGGUUAAGUAUUGACUCUUCGCUCCCGAGUGGCUUUGCUAGUCCCACAGAUGAACUACCUCCGCCUCGCAUCAAGGAAAGCCACAUUUUGGAAGGACUCAGAAAGCUCCAGAAGCGAAAAGUGUUACUUGAACCCCCAUCAGUGAUAACCAAAUGGGGUUAUAAAGAUUGCAUGAACUCCAACGAAGGGAUCUACUCGCCAGCAAUUAAAAGUAGCAGCCUCAAGGAACAUCCCCCCUGCAAACCCACGGACACGGGGAGCCCCUGCAAGGAGCCCCACAAGGCAUUUGCUUACGACACAGAUGCUCACGACGAUGCCGAAGAGGACCCUUCCUCCUUAGCCUCGCUCCAGGCAGUUCCGCACCAGGGCUGCAGGCUGCACGGUUGUAAAUUAACCCACAGUGUUUCUGACAGUCUCUUUGGCUGGGAGCUGAAUGGCAGACACUGUUCAGAAGUCACUUCCUCCGUCCACCCCUGGGAAAGGCCCGAGAAGCUGACCAGUUGUGCUAGCAGCUGUCCCUCGGAGCGGAAGCAGUGCCCAAGUGCGCAGGGGCCUCAGGUACAGAGAGAGAGGGACCCGCACAGCGAGGGCUGCCUGUCUGUCAGUCUCCAGCUCUCAGACACUGAUGACACCGAAACCCUGGAUGAGCUGCACAUAGAGAGCAGUGAUGAGAAAAGCCCUUCCGACGUGUCUUUGACUGUGGACGCCGACAAGUCUGUGGAGAACCUGGACGUCCACGUGGGAUUCGGAAGAUCUCAACGUGGGUCUCCUGAGGAGGAAGAUAAACAAGUGCCCGUCCACUUCGAGAGCAGGCCAAAGACGUUUAGUUUCAUUAAGCAGCAAAGGGUUGUAAAACGGACUUCCUCAGAAGAAUGUAUUACUGUCAUAUUUGAUGCAGAAGAUGGCGAGCCCAUUGAGUUCAGCUCUCACCAGACUGGCCUGGUCACUGUUACCAGAAAGGAGAUUUCCAUCCAUCAGGCCCCUGCUGGGCCCCAGACAGAACACACUGAACUUUUACCUCAGGGAAUUGCUCACUUACAGCCAGGGGCUGCUGCUAGAGACUAUCCUUUCUUGAAGAGAUCUGAAGAGGAAACUGAGAGAAACAUUCCAAGACAAGAAGUAGACGAUGUUGCCGUGACACCCGCUGAAUCCUUCCACCCCGGGACAGUGACGCAAAGCACUCAGCGACAAAGACUGACCAAACCAACCCACGCUCCGUCAUGCCAGAGCCAUUCUAGGUCCUCUGUGGCCACGGGCAUCUAUCAGAAGAAAAGUCUGACAAAAAUACCUACCAGGGGCAAGGCUUCACCUCAGAAAUCAAGGAUAAUGGAGCCUGAAGCCGCCCUCACGGUCCCCUCAGCUGGCCCAGUGCCUCUUGAGAGAUCACCAGCUCCAGGGAAACUCUCACGGUUCAAAAAGUCUGAAGGCCCAGAGCCCCUCUUUGCUUUAACGCCAGAUUCGCACAUUCCAAAACCCUCCACCCAGCUCCCUCACGGCUCCAAAAUCUUCAGCAGAAGGGACUGGGCCCAGUACUCCAGGAGUCAGAUUCCAGCGUCACAGCUGCUGCCCAGGCCCCCCGCCCAGCCGAGUGACGAUGGCGAGCCCCCCACGAGGGAUAAACACUGUGACCCGGGGCCAGAGGCAGGGCUGAGAUCGCCCUCCCUGCCGUCCCCUCCAGGCAGGUCGGUCUCCCUGCUCGCCAGGCCCAGUUACGACUAUCUGUCGCCACCUUCAUGGGCCAAGCCAGAGAGCGGGGUCCCCAGUGAGGCGGCGAGGACAGUAUUGAAAUCCCCCCCUCUGAAAGGAUCCUCUGCUCCAAUUAUUUAUUUUAAUCAGACUGUGACAGAAGUGCAGGGGAAGAAACCUUCUGUGGCCUUCAAAAAGCCAGUCUUCGCUCCCCCUCCGCCCUCCACAGAAACAGCGAUCCAAACCAGAUGUCCUGCUCACAGCCCCUCCAGCUCGUUUGCUGGGAUGGCCCCAGGGCCCCCAAAGGUCUCCCCAAAGAGAAGUGUCCCCAAAACCCCACCUCACCAAACACUUGGGACCACACAAACGGACAUAGGGUUACGGACUCCCAAGAACUGUCCUUCUACCCAUGAGCCACUGGAAAUACCAUCUUCCAAAGGUGUGUCUCCAGCGAGAAAAGGACAGCUGAAUGACAGUGUCUCCACACCCCCCAAGCCUGCCUUCUUAGGGGUAAAUGAGUCGCCAUCAUCUCAGGUUAGCAGUCCCUCAUCAGCACCCUCCAAAAGCCACAACACCCCGCAGGGUUGUCAAAACCCGCAUGAGAGAGGACUGAAAACUCGCCUCCCCGUCGGGCUCAAAGUCUUCAUGAAGUCUCCCCAGUUGCUCAGGAAGAGUUCUACAGUGCCAGGGAAACAUGAAAAAGACAGCCUCAACGAAGCCUCGAAAAGUUCAGCGGCUGUGAGCAAGGAUAAGCCAGGGACCUCCAGGAACGCCAGCAGCCUUGAGACCGCAGGAGGCGAAAGAAGUGCGUCUCCACUGGGUUUACGAGCACAGGAGAGUUUGGCCGAAGGGCUUCCCCUCGAAACAGCAACGCCAGAGUCACUGGAAAGUAGCACGCCUGGGGCCGAUGGAAAAGAUGCGGUAGAAAACAAGUCUGUGAAGAGAUCCCUGUCCUCCAACAAACCGCUGCUAAAACCAGCUCUAGGCAUGAACGGAGCCAAAGCCCGCAGCCAGAGUUUCAGCGCUCACUCAGGGGACAAGCCCCCCACGGCCUCCGUGGAAGGGCCAGGCAAGGUCCGGACUCAGAUUAUUACCAACACUGCUGAGAGGGGCAACUCCCUCACCCGGCAGAGCUCCUGCACGGAAGGCGCUCCCAGCAAGACCGCGUCUGCCCCCGUGUCUGACGGUCUCCCCGGUGCUGGGAGGCCCCUGGGGCAUCCUUCCUCCAGGCAGGGCUCCCUGGGGAGUACAGGCAGCUCCAGCAGCCAGCACGGGAGUCCAAGCAAGUUGCCUUUGAGGAUCCUUCCAAAAUCCGAAGGGCCCCUCGCCCCACCCGGAACAGAAGAGCAGCCGGCCUACGCCCAGGGAGAAGGUGCCAGGGUGACUGCACCAGAGGAAGCAGGCAGCGACCACGGCAGGCGCCCGUCCACCCCAAAAGACGGCCCGGGAGCCCCUCAGAGUCCGGGAAGGACACGGCAUCCCAGCAGUUUUGAAACCAGCAGGACCUCCAAGCUAGAAACUUCUGGAAGGUAUCCAGACACGUCUACAACCAGGACCGGUGUUGUGAGCCCAGAAGCCCCCCUCUCACCCACAAUCGAAGAAAAGGUCAUGUUGUGCAUUCAGGAAAAUGUGGAAAAGGGCCAAGUGCAAACAAAGUCCACCUCUGUGGACGCGAAGCCGAAGCCCGGGCCUUCUUUUGCCAGCUGGUUCGGUUUUCGGAGGAGCAGACUGCCGGCUCUCAGUAGCAGGAAGAUGGAUGUCUCCAAAGCCAAAGCAGAAAAGAAAGAUGCAAAAGGUUUGGGGUUUGGAAACAAACAGCUAAAAUCAGAGAGAAAGAAAGAGAAAAAGAAGCCUGAGCUACAAUGCGGGAUGGAAAACGAACUUAACAGGGACAUCGAGCUGGCAGAUGGUCCCGACAGUGGUUUACAAAACAGAAAUAACCUGAAAACACCGCCAGACAUUUAUGACCAAGUGAAGUUGGUAUCGAGAAAUAGACCCAGCCCUGUUCCGUGUGCAACGAAAGAUACCUUUAUGACGGAACUCCUAAACAGAGUUGAUAAGAAAGCAGCGCAACAGACCGAAAGUGGAUCAAAUAAUGUUUCCUGCAGGAGCGUGUUAAAGGGCAGCUCCCAGGGCUCUUGUGUCCCCGGCAGCUCUAUCGGCACUCAAGGAACCCACAAGAAGAACAUCAAAACCAAAGCAGAUAUGGAAAUACCGAAAGGCUCCCUGAUAAAAGAGGCAAAUGAACACUUGCAAGAGGAUGAAGAAGAUACAGUUGCAGAUUCUGCAUUUCAGAGCCAUACCAUAGAAACGAACUGCCAGAUGAGGACACUGGACAGUGGGAUUGGAACCUUCCCGCUCCCAGACUCAGGAAACCGCUCAGCGGGACGGCACCUGUGCCAAGCAGACUCCCCCGAUGACACUGAGCCCCUCCUGUCUCUCCAGCCAGCCCUUUGUGCAGCUUCUUCCAUAAGAGCCCAGACCCUUGAACGAGAAGUGCCUUCCUCUGCAGACAGCCGGGGAUCUAAAGACAACACCAUUGUUCAUUCCACGUCCGACCCCAUCAUGACUGCCAGAGGGAUGCGACCUCUUCAGAGUCGCCUCCCCAAGCCAGCCUCCUCAGGAAAAAUCAAUUCCCAAAUGCAGAGUGAAGCCAGGCCAAGGCCUCAGACUUGUUCAUCGUUCGAAUAUGCUGAAAACACAACGGCGGUGGAGAGCAAGCCACUUCUAGCCUGGGGGGGGGACAGCGCUGCUGCGGAGACCCAGAAAUUGAAACAAGUUGAAGAAACAAGAGAAGACCCUGAGAAUAGAUUACGUAAAAUUUCCCUGGAGUCAUUCAGUAAAUACAACGGCAAUACUGUGAUCUUAUUAGAAAAAGAGACGAACUCUCUGAACAAGGUUGAAGGACAAAAGGAAGAAAAAGAAAAAAAUGAAGAGGCCUCUUUGAGUAACUCUGAUAGGCCUGGGGUAGACAAUUUGGAAUCUUUGAGUGAUUCUUUAUACGACAGCUUCUCUUCCUGUGCAAGUCAGGGUUCAAAUGAUGUGUAAAGGACUUAUUUCCCCUUAGUGAGCUGGAAAUGGAGCACUUAAGAAACAGGGCUGGGAAGCGGGGCAGGUAGAGAUGGCAACGAAUAAACUAUUGCAGUACCAGGGCCGCCACUGUCAGAUUCACAGCCAGCAGCCCACCGGAGCUUACUUCCCUGACAAGGCAAUAAAGAUAGACUCUACUUGCUGUGUUCCGUGAGGAUUAAAAGUAAACACACCCAGGAUACACAAGUCUUAAUUUUGCACUUUUCUUUUGAAAAAGAAGUUGUACAGAAGUUGUAAAUUUUUUUUUGGAAAAGAAAUUAUAUUUGUAGCAAAAAAACCUUAAAAAGACAGCAAUACAUUGAAUCAGUGCCACGCUCUUGAAAUGAUGCCCUAAGUCUUAGAAGUUGAUAAUAUAUUUUUGAAAAAUUCCAACUCCAGUUUUUGUUCAGGGCACUGUCCUAGCCCUCAGAUUGUUUGAUGGUACACUCUGUAAACAGAAAACAGGGCCUGCUGAAAAACCAGAGGGCUGUCUCUCAUCUCCAUCUCAUAAUCUCAAUUCGAUAGAAACUUUAAUCCCAGUGCAAUUUCCAAAUUGUUGCCAGAGAGAUUCAGGUUCUAGUAAUAAGUAUAAUUCUGCUUCUACUGAAAACUGUAGAGGAAGGUACUCAAGUGUGACACUGAUCAGAAGCUAUUUGUAUCAGAGACGACGUAAUUCUACUUUCCCUCCAAUCAUUUCCUUACAUCCUCUUCUACUUAGUGGUUCUCUGCAAUUCUCAACAUUAUCUGUUGAUUUUUAUCUUCUGGCUCUUUUGAUUAAAACCUGGUCAAUCUAUAAAUCAAAGUAAAUUCCUGUUUGCAAUGUUCACUUUGUAAAAAAUAAAAUGGUGCUAUGAAAAAUUCUUACUUUUUAAUAUCCUUUUUUCCUAUAAAGUCUGUUUAUAUGUAAGGAUAAAUUCUAUUUUAAAGGUUACCGUGUAUUUUUUCUAGAUGCGAACUAUUUAUAAUUGCUUUUGUACAGGAGCUUGUAAACUAGGCAUAACAGAUAUUUUUAGGAUCUAUAUGGAUACUUUAGUACACACUUGUUUCUUUAAAGAGUAUUGUAUGAUCAGUGUUAUUUGGUUAAUUUGUGCAAUUUGUUAUAUUUGAAUUUUGUUGUCUUAAAUGAAAAUUAUGUCAUUGUCUUUCAGACUUUUUAAGAUUCUUUUGUUUCAUUUCUGAAUAAACGUCAUAUCACA
This is a messenger RNA of Orcinus orca (killer whale), 8011 nucleotides long. RefSeq names its product NCK associated protein 5 (gene NCKAP5). Lineage: Eukaryota; Metazoa; Chordata; Mammalia; Artiodactyla; Delphinidae. Gene Ontology annotation, cellular component: microtubule plus-end. Gene Ontology annotation, biological process: microtubule bundle formation; microtubule depolymerization. Bases 1143 to 6794 code for a protein of 1883 amino acids. The record is from RefSeq and is a predicted model, not a curated record. The transcript is spliced from 16 exons.